AUGGCGGCGGCUUGCUCGGAGGGGUGAUGGGGUGGUGCUGCAGUGCGAAGCACCGAUAGCGCAGCUCCCUCCGCGUCCUCGCUUCGUAUUACAGCUCAUGGCGGAGGGCGAGGAGAGGGGGGGAGAGGGCGGCCUCGGUGAGCUGCUUCCCACUCAUCGUGACACCCUGCAACGCCUCUCCCAGGGGAUCUCUGGGGAGCUGCCCCAGGACAGGCCCAGUCUGCAGCAGCCACAGCUCAGCCUGCCUCACCGAGAGGGCAAGCAGGAGGAGGAGGAUGAAGAAGAGGAGUCCCUGCACACAGAGGAUCAGUUCGAUGGAGUGUUGGAUGAAGACACUGUGGCUGAGGGUCUCCACAAACUGGGGCGCUCAGCUCCUGGUAUUGAAUACGUUUAUCUUAAUCUGUCACUUUCAGGUCGUGAGUUAAGUGACAUUAACAUUCUAUCCAGAUACAUUCACCUGCAGAAGUUGGAACUUUCAUAUAAUAAAAUUAAUGAUCUUUCUUGUGUCAGUCACAUGCCUUACUUACUAGAACUGAAUGCUUCCAACAAUGAAUUGACUACGUAUUUUGUUUUCAAACCACCUAAAAAUCUCAAGGAAGUAGAUUUUUCACACAAUCAAAUACCUAAAAUGCAAGAUUUGUCGGCAUACCAGUCACUUACUAAACUUUUGCUGGAUUUUAAUAACAUAGAGGAGAUAAGAGGACUGGAGAAGUGUCACAGUCUGACUCAUCUUAGUUUAGCACACAACAGACUCACUGCAAUCAGUGGCCUUGAGAAUUUACCUAUCAGAGUCCUCAAUCUGAGCUCUAACCAGAUUGAGAAGAUAACUGUGCUGGGCAGCUUGAAAACUCUACAGAAGCUGGACCUAUCUAGCAAUAAAAUAACUAGUCUAGAAGGCUUGGAGGAACAUGAUCUACUAGAGAUAAUCAACCUAGAGGAUAACCAGAUUGCUGAGCUGCGUGAACUUGAAUGUAUUGAAGAUCUGCCUCUCCUCAGAGUUCUAAAUCUUUUAAAAAAUCCUAUCCAGGAGCAAACAGAUUAUUGGCUCUCUGUGAUUUUCAUGUUGCUCCAACUAACAGAACUGGAUCUCAAGAAGAUUUCAGUGGAAGAAAAGGUUGCUGCGGUGAAUAAAUAUGAUCCUCCUCCAGAAGUUGUUGCUGCUAAAGAUCAUAUGACUCAUGUUAUGUACAGCAUGUUGCAGCCCCAGAGAAUCUUUGACAGCACUUUGCCUAGUCUUGAUGCUCCCUACCCCAUGCUGGUAUUCGUUGGCCCUCUAGCCUGUGGUAAGAGAGAGCUUACUCAUAAGAUCUGCAGACAGUUCAACAAUUUCUUCAGAUACGGUCCCUGUCACACUACCAGAGCAGCUUACUUUGGUGAAGAAAACAGACUUGACUACUAUUUCGUUUCUCAAGAAGCAUUUGACAAAAUGGUGAACACAGGGAAGUUUAUAGCAACCUUUAAAUACAGUGGCUUUUACUACGGACUUGGAAGAGACACUGUAGAAUCAAUUGCCAGAGAGGGUCUUGCAACCUGUGUUCACUUAGAAAUAGAGGGUGUGCGUAGCUUGAAAAAUACCUACUUUAAACCCAGAUAUAUCCUGUUAGUACCAAUGAACAAAGAAAAAUAUGAGGGACAUCUGCGGAGGAAAGGAUUAUUCAGCAGGCCAGAGAUUGAAGAGGCAGUCUCCAGAGUGGACACGUACAUCAAAAUAAGUCAGGAUUUUCCAGGAUUCUUUGAUGCAGUAGUUAACACAGAUGAAUUGGAUGAGGCAUUCACAGAGCUGAGUUUCCUCGUAAAGGCAUACCUGGGUUUGGAGCCACCUGCAGUUUUUGGUAGCGUUCAGGACUUGAAUAGCAGAGCAGGAGCAGGUUCAAGAAUACGUCUCUUACAAGAGCAAAGAUUAUCACCUGGUGGAGCAAUUACAGGAACUACUCGGUCUUCAUCUGUCAAUGAGUUCUUGGACCCCUCUGCCAAAAAAUAUCCAGGAGGCAUCUCGGAGAAACUGGCUGCACAACUGGGCUCUGUGGAAGAAGCUUCUCUCCAAAGGCGGCGUUCUGCAGCGCGUCAGGCUCUGUCAGGGAAGGCACCUGGCGCAUAUGUCCGGCUGUUUCAAAGGGACCUGGCAGUCACUCCUGCCCCAAGCAGCUCCCGUCAAGAAUUCCUGGAACCAACAGUACAUGCUUCUUUGCUCUCAGACGCAAGGAAUGUCACCCAAGACCAGAGCUUCCCCCUGACUAACCCAGAGAGACGCUGCAGAGAAUCUGGUCCUGCUAGUGGACGAUUUCUAAUCUCAGCUGGUGCAUCUGCUGGUGAAGGUCUGUCGGUUCGGACGCCUGUUCCUCAUGCGCAUCUCGCUGAAGAAGCCAAAGCCGAGCGUCAAGAUCUAAGAGGAGCUAAAAAUGGAGUGGACAGCUUGAAAGAGACUGAGCUCCCCAGUGACAAUCUUCAGAGAAAAUCCAGCAAGGCCAAGACUGGUUCUUCUCAUGUGCCUCAGCUCAUCAACUGGCCAGGCUCCCACUCCAGACCCGUCCUACCUCCAAUCCCGUCUGGGCGGAAGACGACCAACCCUUGACGGCCACCACUAGCCAAGUCUUUGCCAUGAAUACACUGAAUUGUUCUGGCUAACAGAAAUGCUGAUUUUUCGAUAUAUUUCUCUUCAACAAAGUGCAGUCUAUCAAAUAUUAUUUCUAAAUCCAUUUCUGAUUAACUCUCCCAGAAAAAGUUAUUUAUUUAUAACUUUAUUAAAAAGUAAUUUCUGUAUUGCCCAAAGCAAAAAUUAUUUCCCCAGGCACUCUCAGCUGGGAAGCGGCGUAGAAUUUUCCUAACAGCCACGUGACCGUAUCUUCCAUUAAUUUCUCUCUUUCCUCCCCCUCCUAUAUCACGGAUUUAAUUGAGGUGUGGAAGCAUCAGGGCCUCUGAUAAUAUUGUCUAUAUUGUAGUACUAGUGAAUUAUUUUGAAGUGGGAUUUUAUGAAAUGUGCAAAGUUAAGUUGGGAGUGAAAACUAGAUCCAAGUCUUUUUUAAUAAAACUUGUUUUUUUGAAGGGAUGAGACAUAAUGCUUUAAUUUGCGAGUGUAUUUAAACAAUCUAGCAAGGAGUCGUCAGAAAAAAACCAGUGCAAUUACUGAGAACUAGCCGAAGCUGUAAGUAGCAUGUAAAGAUUUGUUUUUCUGUAUGUGGAGCAGAGCUUUGAUGAGUAAAUAAAGCUCUUGAGUUAA
Messenger RNA from Phalacrocorax carbo (great cormorant), 3217 nucleotides. NCBI's taxonomy places the organism in Eukaryota, Metazoa, Chordata, Aves, Suliformes, Phalacrocoracidae. The record is from RefSeq and is a predicted model, not a curated record.